AUAUGCAAGCGCUGAAACUUCUUGUCUUAGGUCCUGUCGGGGUUGGAAAAACUACGAUAUCAAAUUUUCUCGCCGAAGCGACCGAAAUUCCUUACGAAUAUGAUCCAACACAAGGCGUACGAAUAUUAGAAUUUGAGGCAAAAAAUAUCACCGUCAAAAAUAAAGUUCACAAGGCUGAUAUUGAAUUAUGGGACUGUAGUGGUGACUCUAAGUUCAAAAAUUGUUGGCCAGCAAUGAAAAAAGAUGUAAAAGGCGUUAUAUUUGUCCAUGGUCCAAAAUCACAAGAUAAAUCUCGUGAAAUGGAACAGUUUUACGAAUAUUUCGUCAAUCAAACCAAACUUGGACCUAAAAGUUGUCUUCUCUUGUACUAUGACCCAGAAAAUAGUUCUGAAAUGCCGAAAAAAUUGUGGCCAAAUUUUGCAAAGAUGUCUCAAAUAAGUUGCAACCUGGAAGAAGAUGGAAACAAACUAAAAAUUGAUUUUCAAGCUUACAUUAGCGCACUUCUCACAAAAUUGCAAGAAACUACUGACCAAGAAGAAAUAAACAUUGUCAACAGUAUUCUUACGUAAUAAAAAUUUAUAAAUAUUCGUAAGAUAAAAAA
Molecule: messenger RNA, 601 nt
Organism: Belonocnema kinseyi
Lineage: Eukaryota; Metazoa; Arthropoda; Insecta; Hymenoptera; Cynipidae
Product: intraflagellar transport protein 22 homolog
Exons: 4
Coding region: 3-569 (188 amino acids)
Biological process (GO): intracellular protein transport
Cellular component (GO): endomembrane system
Molecular function (GO): GTPase activity
Source: RefSeq, a predicted model, not a curated record